Molecule: messenger RNA, 2859 nt
Organism: Colletotrichum destructivum
Lineage: Eukaryota; Fungi; Ascomycota; Sordariomycetes; Glomerellales; Glomerellaceae
Product: Putative transcription factor Nrm1/Whi5
Exons: 2
Coding region: 317-2218 (633 amino acids)
Biological process (GO): G1/S transition of mitotic cell cycle
Cellular component (GO): SBF transcription complex; cytoplasm
Molecular function (GO): DNA-binding transcription repressor activity, RNA polymerase II-specific; transcription coregulator activity
Source: RefSeq, a predicted model, not a curated record
CGCCCUACAGAAAGCCAGGGCAGUUCAGCGGCCAGUGCCAGCGUCGUGUCGCCUGUACCCGUAGGCUGUGUGACCACCUCGCUCCAAUGCUCCACCACCUCGAUCCUCCUCCUCAGCGUCGCAAGCCACUCUCUCCUGCUCGACUUCGCUCACCAUCACUCCUCCACGACCGUCCCUCUGUUUCUCAAGCCUCCCUCCCCCGCGGCCUUCGUAGCCGCACAUCAUCCUUAACGGCGCGCUUCCAACGGUCGCCGCUCAGCAUAGAGGCAGACAAACGUGCACGCUGUCGCUGUUGUCGCUUGCUUCAAUCCGGCGCAUGUCCAACGCCCUGCGCUGUCCGCCUUCCUCCAUGGAUUCCGCCUCGAUCCCACCGCGGCUGGGUCACAUGCACGACCCCGACCGUCGACAACACUUCCAAAUGCACCCGUCUACGGCCCUGCAAGAUGCGGCAUUGUUGUCGGAGAAGCCUCCUCGACGUGCCCUGCCCGACUCGUCCCGCCCGCAGCCGGCCUCCGCCUCGACCGACGACGCGCUCAGCAGCGGCCCAGAUGCCGCACCAACCUCGGGCGACGCGACUGCGAAUCACCUCCGCCCACCACACCAUCACCGCACCACCGUCCAUGACGACCGCGACCGCAACCACCACAACCACAGCCACAACCACACUUAUCAACACCCUUACCAGCAACUCUACCAGCCCGUUACGCAGCAGCGCCAACAGCAGCAGCAGCAGCAGCAGCAGCAACAACAGCACGAUGCCGCCCGCACAAUAGACGCCCAAUCAACGACCAAAACACCAAUUGUUACCUCUGCUGCCGCUGACUCUGACUCCUACCGCGACCGCCCCUCCUCUGUAUCGCAGGAUUCUACAGUGUCCGCCGAGACUGCCAACGUCUUUACGCCGCCCGCCAGCCAGGGCGAUAUGCCGGGAGGGAACCCUAAUGGCCACACCUCCAGCCAAGAGUCCCAAUUACUUCAGCUGUCCCAUAUCGCCGCCGCCCAGGACAAACUGGCCGAGGACAACGUCAUGGCGACGGCCCGCAAGCGUAUGGCCGAUGGCGCUCUCAAGGAGCACACUUCCCCUAUUCGUAUGGGCCAUUCCAGGAAUACAAGUACCGUGAGCAUGGCCUCCACGACAGCCAGCAGUAUCGGCGAUUGGUCCACCGACCUUAAGACGCGCCUGUCAUAUGCUAUGCUCAAGGUAAACCACGGCUGGCAGUCUAACUCGAUAGACGAGGUCGAGUCCAUGGCCUCCCAGGCCGCCUCCCCGGCCUCGAGUCAUUCAACAUUACAUGGCCGCCAAGACAUGUCGGCGAGUCCCCGCGCAAAUAUGGCCCGCUACGUACCUACUAGUGCUGCCAGCGCUGCCACCACGGCGAGCUCGAAUCCGAGCCCGGCGACCUACGAGUCCUUCUGGAAAGAUACCCAGAGAUCUGCCCACAACUCAACCUCUCCGCCAGCACCGGCGCCUGCCGCGAACGCUCCCACCCUUGCGCCGCCGGCUCCCAUCCAGCCGUCAAGGCCAAUGGCCAACCCUCGCCGGAACUCGAAUCCUCGCUACACCCCGACCCUACUCUCACAUUCCCACAGCGCGUCGCCGCACACGCCUGGCCAGCAGAACAACAAUGCAACGCCAAAUCAGAGGUUAGGCCGGACUCCGCUCAUCGAUCCCAUCCUCUUCUCACCUCACCAAAACGUUAGGGAGCAGGACGCCAUCGAAUCUCUCAUCUUUAUGAGUAGCCCCGGAAACUCGGCCAAUAUGAAGAACACCUAUCUGUCGUCCAUGGCAUCCAACAUUCCGGGCCGCCACGCCUUGCCGAGCUCCCAGCCGCCUCGCAAAAGCCUGCCGUCUCAACGGCCCCUAUCACAAAAACGCGUCGGUUUCGAGAAGAGCCCUGGGAGCAUGACGGCCGUUAGCGACAUGGACGUCGACAUGGACUCGCCCCAGUCGCGCGGCCCCGUGAGAAGACGAAUUAACGGCAGUGCGAGCUUCUCUGCCGGGACCCGGCCCAGCACAUUGCGACCUCAGCUCUCCCUCCCGGCGGCUCUCGGCAGCACGUCACGGCCACGGCCCCGUUUGGCGGAUGCCGACAUUGAGCGGAUGAUUGACCAAGCCGCCCAAGCUGGGGACAGCUCAGACGACGACGACGGUGAGAUUCAAAUCCCGGCGAGAAGCAGGGCAGGGGGCGGCCCCGUCGGCGGCCCCGUCGGCGUCUGACUGUUACGGGAGGGACCUGGAGAUGCGAUCGAGAGUAAAACGCACCUGGGACGGAUUGCCUGGGCCCGUGCUGUGUUUUGAGGAAGUCCACCGGGGCUAUUGGACAAACGCGAUGAUGAUGACGACUUUAAUUUCUUUGGGAUGCGUAUAUAUCGCUGCACAUUGGGCGAAGCUCAACUGACGGGCAGGUUGCUCUUGUUACAAAGGCAUAUCAUUUUACUGUUUGCCUUUUUUGGUUUUUCCCGCCUCAUACGAAGAGCGGGCUCAUUCUGGGAGCAUCAGAGGCCGCGAGCCUCAACGGGGUUUGAAUACCGGAGUUUUCAUCUAGGGUGUCAAUUGCAUUGCAUGGCCGCGGCCACAGUAGCAUCGAACGUUGAAUCAUUGCAUGGGACGACGGGCCCUUUGAUUGCAAAAAUCUAGUAAAUACAAGUAUGAUUUACACGCGUCUUGCGACGCUCUUCAGAGUUAUAUAGAGAAUCGGCAGCGAUGCCCAUCUGGGUCUACCCAAAAAUCCCAUCCGUUCCCAAAAUCGGUACACAUGGACUUGAUUCGAAACCAUGCAGGUAUAUAGCAAAAAACCAGACAAAACCAUGACUACUACAAGUACAGUCUCAUUCCCUUUCCCAAACGCCGGUCGUAAU